Pelobates fuscus (common spadefoot toad) is the source of this 2145-nucleotide messenger RNA. Its product is annotated as protein huluwa-like. The transcript is spliced from 3 exons. NCBI's taxonomy places the organism in Eukaryota, Metazoa, Chordata, Amphibia, Anura, Pelobatidae. The record is from RefSeq and is a predicted model, not a curated record. Bases 1 to 1047 code for a protein of 348 amino acids.
AUGGGAACUUUGGUUCCUUCUAAUCUUUCCUCAGUAGAGGGAACACUUGUUCCUCCUGAAGCAGAAGACAAGUUGCUCCUUCACCCGCCUCUUGCGCUCCUUAUUUUUAUUAUAAUUCCUUGUGUAAUUCUGCUCUUUUGCCUAAAUUGCUUCCUGCUUAUACACCGCUUACCAGUUUUCUCUGCAAAUGCCAAAGCAAAGCGGAGGGGUGUCCCAAAACCUAAGCAUCCCCGUUAUAGGGUUAAUCAGAAUGGGCAUUACCGUUUGGCACCAAGACAUGUGGCCCCCUCCAGUAUGUCCCUCGGGGACAGACAUCGUGUAUCAGACACCAUUAGUAAAGGAUUAGAGGCUACAAUGGCGGUAGUGGGAGGUUGUCCAGAGUCUAUAGAUGAACCACAAACCCUAAAUGGCUGCCACAAGCGGUUUAGUCAAUGUACGUCUUGCUCUCGGCCCGCAGCCUGCAUAAUGCCCACGUCCACACCCUGUUGUUCGUGCUCCCGGAGAUUAUGGACCUCAAACUGCAGCAUAAAACCUCAGGAGAAGCUUAUGUGCACGAGCCACCAGGUGGAAGAUGACAUGGGAAGAGAAUGGUUCCAAUAUGCAAGAUCUUUCUGUGAAAAUGACACCCGACAUGAUGCAGUGCCGCCUAACAGCCCAGAAGCUGCAACCGUCCAAGCGGUUACUCCAAAAGUGAAAUUUUCCCAUACGACGAGCACUCAGAAGAAGACCCAGAGAGGCUUGGAACCUUUCACACCUUUGAGCUCAAUAAACUUUGAACGUACAGGAAUUUUACACCAGGAUGACUCUGCCCAGCUCUCCUAUUGCAGUGGCUUACAGGGGCCAGGCCUGGACAGUGACUUUGGUGUGAGCGCAGGAGUCUCCUUGCACAUCUUAUCUACUGACAGCGACAACAGUUCCCUGUCCUGGAUCUCUGGAAUGGAGUGGGAUUACUAUGACCCCUACUAUAUGCGUAGGACCCGACAUCGAAGGGACACCAGACAAAACCACCACCUCCCAGUACUUUGCAGCAAACAGUACUGGGUAUAAUCAACAGGUGGCAAGCCACUGAUACGUCAUCAUAACGUGACUCCCCAUGCAUGGUGUAUACAAUGCAAAUUUAUCAACUCCAUGUAUGCACGUAUAACAUUCUCAUAUUUCUCACACAACUGUUCAAUUCAAUCAAUCUCCCAACUAAAUUAUCCAGGAUUACUGGGGGGCAUUGAGCACUAGUCAAAGACAAAAGAGACCCAACUCCCAACACCAGCAUAAACCUAGCCAAUUAUAUACCACCUCCACCUUGCUCAUGUAGACCCCAGCAUCCCCCUUAACUGCACCACAACAUGCCCCUACCCUACACUUGCAUGGUACACCGGCCCAACCAUCACUUUCCCCAACACUGGCACAUAGGGCGCCUUCCCAAACACACACACAUAGAUCCACGUGUUAUACCACCAAUGCAGCAUCUUUAUGACCUGUCCCGUCCUUCACCAGUCUAUGGCACAUUCCUCCCAACCACUGCUUCCCCAACACCGGCACAUAGAGCAUCUUCCCAACCAAUCACACGUAGGCCUACGUGGUAUACCACCAUUGCAGCGUCUUUAGAACCUGCCCCAUCCCUCACAAGUCUAGGGUACAUCCCCCCAAUCACUGCUGCUUCCACAUGUACACUUCUAUCAUAUUCCCAACCAGUCACAGAAAGACCAUGUAGCUUAUCCUCAACUAGUUCCAUGCUGCCUAAUGCAGCAUCCCUACAACUUGCCACCACAUACCCACGCAUUACCUUUACAAUGCAUGUAGCCAGAGUCCUUAUUACACCUUGUAAUAGGGCCCACAUAAAACUGCUUCAUAUGGAUUGUUAUUGCAACAUCUUCACAAUUCCUCUCCCAAAGAGACAACUGCAUGAUCCCCAUCACCCACCUCCUCCAAUUGCAAGCAGAAAACUCUGCAACAUUCUUACAACUACACCACACCUACGGAGUGCACACCACCCGACCCCAAUUGCUCAAUCACCUCCACAUGUACAUUACACAACCCUCCAUCCCCACACACCCAACAAUGUGCAUUUUAUAUAGACCAUAGAUAUGUCUCCUUUGCGUUGUGCUUAGAGGAUCAAUGUGGCUUUUUCUUUCUUCUUUAUAUUCUUUA